Messenger RNA from Hypanus sabinus (Atlantic stingray), 1148 nucleotides. RefSeq names its product NADH:ubiquinone oxidoreductase subunit C1 (gene ndufc1). The record is from RefSeq and is a predicted model, not a curated record. Bases 139 to 348 code for a protein of 69 amino acids. Gene Ontology annotation, cellular component: mitochondrion. NCBI's taxonomy places the organism in Eukaryota, Metazoa, Chordata, Chondrichthyes, Myliobatiformes, Dasyatidae. The transcript has 4 exons.
UCCGCAAUUCUUUCCUGAAGGCGGAUCGUCAGGCGGCAGAGCGGCCUGCGGAAGCACCGCCCACCGGACAAGCCGGCGUCGACCGAUCGAUUGCUCGAUUCUGUUUGCGGUGCCGCUAGCUUCGGGUCCGGUUGAGGGAUGUCGGGUCCUCGCGCUAUCCUGAGCUCGUCCAAGGUUUACCGGGUUUUGACUCGUUCUGCUUUCACUGCAAGGAAACCUGACUACACAAAUCCAAACUGGCUAAGAGUUGGCCUGGCAUUUGGCAGUACAAUAGCAUUGUGGACUCUGCUCUUCAAGCAACAUAAUCAGGAUGUUCAAGCAUACAAAGCACAUCAUGGAAUCGAAUAAUUGACUAUCCAUAUAAAACAAUUUAUCGAAGUAUUUAAAGUACAACAAAGUCAGUGAAAUAAAUCACAGGAAGAAGAUACAAGCUGCUUGACAAAUAAAGGAACCUGAAUGUCGAUUCAUUCUGGAUUAAGCAAAGAAAAUCUGUUUCUGCUGUUCUUCACACAUUAUCAACUUUAUAGUAGCUGUUAUAUUAAUUGGGGAUGAAGCCCUCUGGAAUGAAAUGAAAUGUUCUUGUGGUAAAUAAAUGUAAAAGAAGAUCUAAUCCAGUAUUAUACCUGAUUUAUUUAUGGAUGCAGGCCAUUAAGUUUAUUUUACCAACUCUCUUUUCUCCAGAAUCAAUCACCUUGGCCUCUCCUAUAUAGAGUCCACUGGUACUAUUUUUGUUGUUACCUUGCAGAGUGGUGAUCUUAACUGGAGAGAAAAACAUAUUUUACUAAAAAAUUCUAUAAAACAAAACAAUCAUCAGAACUUUGAGGAUGUCAAAUGCAUUGGGGCAGCUUGCUAAAUGCAGCCAUUAUUCAUGAUCACUUGUCUGAUCACAGCCAAUGAGAGUGCUAUGCAUAAAUAUGUGAUUCAAACAGGACCUUCAUUCCUAAGAAUACAUUCAGUACAUGUUAUACAGUCAGCAGAAAAAGUGAUCUCUUAUUUUUUUUCUCCUUAUUUAAAUUAGUUGCAGCCAUGUCAUUUAAUUGCAAUGCAGAUGUAUGUAUAUUUGGUUCCAUCACCUCCUGUACUGUUACGAGGCUCUUGGGUAGUAAUUCAAAAUACAAUUAAACACCAUUUUUUGUUUCUUACGCAAA